AUGGGGAGGAUCAGGAAAAAUCACUUUGGGAUUUUGACUUUUUCCUUACUCGUGACUUUUGUCUGGGCUCAAAGCGUCAAGGAUCUCAAAGAUCCAAGCAAUAUGCCUCUCGUAAAAGAAACUGUGGACAGACUGAUGAAAGGAUACGACAUUCGGUUGAGGCCAGAUUUUGGAGGUGCGCCGGUGGCGGUGGGAAUGAAUAUAGACAUAGCCAGCAUAGACAUGGUGUCUGAAGUAAAUAUGGACUACACCUUGACGAUGUACUUCCAGCAAGCAUGGCGGGACAAGCGUCUAUCCUACUCUGAGAUAGCCUACAACCUGACUCUGGAUAACAGAGUGGCCGAUCAGCUGUGGGUCCCUGACACCUACUUCCUCAACGACAAGAAGUCCUUUGUCCACGGCGUCACAGUCAAGAACAGGAUGAUCCGUCUCCACCCAGAUGGCACAGUGCUUUAUGGACUCAGGAUCACCACAACUGCAGCCUGCAUGAUGGACCUGCGCCGCUACCCUCUAGACGAGCAAAACUGCACCCUAGAGAUCGAAAGCUAUGGCUACACGACUGAUGAUAUCGAGUUUUACUGGCGAGGCGGAGACGGCGCCGUGUCCGGGGUCGACAGAAUAGAGCUGCCACAGUUCUCUAUUGUCGACUAUAAACUCAUCUCCAAGAAUGUGGUCUUCUCUACAGGUUCCUACCCCCGCCUGUCCCUCAGUUUCAAACUGAAGAGGAACAUUGGUUACUUCAUCCUGCAGACAUACAUGCCUUCCAUCCUGAUUACCAUCCUCUCCUGGGUCUCCUUCUGGAUCAACUAUGAUGCCUCCGCCGCCAGAGUGGCCUUGGGGAUCACUACGGUGCUGACCAUGACCACCAUCAACACCCACUUGCGAGAGACACUCCCUAAGAUCCCCUACGUGAAGGCUAUUGACAUGUACCUGAUGGGCUGCUUUGUGUUUGUCUUCCUGGCCCUGCUGGAGUACGCCUUUGUCAACUACAUAUUCUUCGGCCAGGGCCCUCAGCGACAGAAGAAGGCGGCUGAGAAAGCAGCCACGGCCAAUAACGAGAAGCUGAGACCCGACCCCAACAAGUGGCUGGUGGGAAAUGUAGUUCAGAGAGAUGAUGCUCUGUAUGCCAGAAUGAAACAGAGGGAAAUUGACGCAUAUGACUCGAUGUGGGAUCCCAUCUUUGUGGACGAUGCCGCAUUAGGACUAGGCGAGCAAAGAAAUAAGAUGACUCCUGACGACAACAUCCUGUUCAGCACCUUGGAGAUGAAGAAUGAGAUGGGUGGUGCCGGGGAUCUGUCCCGGGGCCUGGGAGCACCCGGGGACCCCCGCAACACCAUGCUGGCCUAUGAUAGCUCGACACUGCAGUACCGCAGGGCAGCCAUGGCCCGCCAGAACUAUGGCCAUAGCGCCUUGGAGCGCCACGCCCAGAAGAAGUCACGCCUACGGAGACGGGCCUCCCAGCUCAAGGUGAACAUCCCAGACCUGUCCGACGUGAACUCUAUCGACAAGUGGUCCAGGAUGAUCUUCCCCACCGUCUUCUCCUUCUUCAAUGUGGUCUACUGGCUAUACUACGUCCAUUAA
Molecule: messenger RNA, 1581 nt
Organism: Scomber scombrus (Atlantic mackerel)
Lineage: Eukaryota; Metazoa; Chordata; Actinopteri; Scombriformes; Scombridae
Gene: gabrb2a
Product: gamma-aminobutyric acid type A receptor subunit beta2a
Exons: 10
Coding region: 1-1581 (526 amino acids)
Biological process (GO): signal transduction; nervous system process; regulation of membrane potential
Cellular component (GO): GABA-A receptor complex; membrane; neuron projection
Molecular function (GO): GABA-A receptor activity; extracellular ligand-gated monoatomic ion channel activity; neurotransmitter receptor activity
Source: RefSeq, a predicted model, not a curated record